Messenger RNA from Syngnathoides biaculeatus (alligator pipefish), 1383 nucleotides. It is a transcript of the gene mak16, whose product is annotated as MAK16 homolog (S. cerevisiae). Lineage: Eukaryota; Metazoa; Chordata; Actinopteri; Syngnathiformes; Syngnathidae. Gene Ontology annotation, biological process: maturation of LSU-rRNA; maturation of 5.8S rRNA. The record is from RefSeq and is a predicted model, not a curated record. Gene Ontology annotation, cellular component: preribosome, large subunit precursor; nucleolus. The transcript has 9 exons. Bases 194 to 1123 code for a protein of 309 amino acids.
UCCGACACCUCGCGAUAUCUCCACGUCCGUAGUGUGGAGCAACUAAAGAUGGUGGUUCUCAUCGCGUCCAUGUGCUUUGUUUGAGACGAAACCGGUCCAUUUAAAUUCCGUUUGAAUAUAUAUGUGUCUUUCUUUCCACGCCGCUGGAGAAGAGGAGUGAAGCUGGGAGCGGCGCGGUGUAAAAUAAAUCAACAUGCAACACGACGACGUGAUUUGGGACAUUAUAGGCAACAAGCAGUUCUGCUCUUACAAAGUAAAGACCAAAAGUCAAACAUUUUGUCGCAAUGAGUUCAACAUCACCGGUUUGUGCAACCGCUCUGCGUGUCCACUGGCCAACAGUCAGUAUGCCACCAUCCGAGAGGAGAAAGGUCAAUGUUUCCUCUACAUGAAGGUGAUUGAGCGAGCGGCGUUUCCUGCCAAAAUGUGGGAGAAGGUGAAGCUCAGCAAGAACUACGAGAAGGCUCUGGAGCAGAUCGACGAGAACCUCAUCUACUGGCCUCGCUUCAUCAGACACAAAUGCAAACAGCGUUUCACCAAGAUCACGCAGUACUUGAUCCGCAUGCGCAAGCUUGUCCUCAAGAGGCAGCGGAAGUUGGUUCCUUUGAGUCGUAAGGUUGAACGUCGGGAGAAACGAAAAGAGGAAAAAGCUCUGGUCGCGGCACAGCUGGACAACGCCAUAGAGAAGGAGUUGCUGGAAAGGCUCAAGCAAGGAACUUAUGGGGACAUUUAUAACUUCCCCAUUGUGGCCUUCGACAAAGCUCUGCAACAGCAGGACGAAGAAAGCGAAGAAGAAGAAGAAGAGGAGGAGGAGGUUGAGGUGGAUGAUGAGGAUGUCGGCGAAAGGGAGUUUGUCGCUGCCGAUGAAAUAGAAGAGAGUGACCUAAGCGACUUCGAGGACAUGAACAACUUGAGGACGAGCAGCGACGAGGAAGACCCGGAUAAAAGCGAUGAGGAAAUGUCAACAGACGAUGGAGACGAGGGAGCGACAAAGAAGAAAAAGAAGGCACGUGGCAAAGGCAAAUCUCCCGCCAACGGCUCAGCGGCCCCCAAGAAACGAGCGUACGUGGAGGUAGAGUACGAGAUGGAAACGGAGCAACCGGCCGCAAAGAGCCUCACCACGUAGGAUCGGUCCUGUCUGUCCGUCAAACUGAACUGUGACGUCACGACAGGAUUUCAGAUGCAGAAGGUCAUCGGACUAAACAGAAGUUGUCCAAAAGAUGGCUCACAAGCACCAGUUAAAAAAAAAAACAAUUAAAAUCUCCAUUGUCAUAUUUUUACAUGUCCUUGAGCAAGGUUCAUAGUUAUUUUCAUGCUAAUUUCUGAGUCAAUCUGCAUAAUGUUUAAAUUCUAUUGUCUUAAAUAAAAAAAGGUUGACUUAGUGCA